Melampsora larici-populina 98AG31 is the source of this 1206-nucleotide messenger RNA. RefSeq lists its product as uncharacterized. The coding region runs from base 1 to 1206 and encodes 401 amino acids. NCBI's taxonomy places the organism in Eukaryota, Fungi, Basidiomycota, Pucciniomycetes, Pucciniales, Melampsoraceae. The record is from RefSeq and is a predicted model, not a curated record. The transcript is spliced from 3 exons. Gene Ontology annotation, biological process: positive regulation of transcription by RNA polymerase II. Gene Ontology annotation, cellular component: nucleus.
AUGACUUCGCACAUGAUGGUCCAUUGCCCAUUGCAAACCAACGUCUGCGGGAUUUGCGAAAAGACGUUUAAGCGUUCGUAUGAUUUGAGGAAACACGAGAUCACUCACACCGCGGAACAUCACCAAGUUCAUGCUCGCUCCCGAGCCGUGAUCUAUAAAGAUUUACAGCUACCCUUGCCCACUGAAAUUCAACCACAUCAAUCACUCCAGUCCGAUGGGAUCACACCCACGGUCAAGUCAUCGCGUACCUACAAGAUACCUCGUGGGCGCUCGACAGACGCCAUCGGGACUCCUGUUGGUCACCCACGCAGGGGAAAUUCAAUUUCCAGUACUCGAAGCUCGCCUUACGAGCGCACACCAGUACCAGAGAGCUCGAAACCUUUUUCUAAUCACCGCUCUGAGAGCAACCUUCAACUAUCUUAUUCAUCAGGGUUUUCUAGCGCAAUCACACCAAUCCAACAAGACAUGGAGUCUGAUUUUUCACAUGGGCCCCACUUUCAGUUUGUCGAUGACUACUCAAACUCCUCUGAUUCACCUUCAUCUCGUACAUCCAAUCAACUUGUCUUUCCAUCUCAAUAUCCUCAGACAUAUUUGGAUUUCAAUCAGCCGUUCGGGAACGACUAUACAAGCUCAUCCAACAGUAACAAUAUGGACCGAUACUUCAAUGAGGUACAUGACAGUCGUCGAGCUAGUCAACCUGCUUUUUUGAUGCCUGAACCUCCUAGCCACCUGGGUGGAGCAAUGCCUCCGGAUUUAUACCGAACCGGCUCCUUACCCACCAACAGCCUUUAUCCAAACAUGAUGCUAAACCAGAACCAAGUCCACAGUAAUUUCUCUCAACUUUUGGCGGAGGAACAAGCCAGAGAAUCGAUUGCCGACUUUUCAUUUCUCAACAUCUCUACCCAAGACCAGCAAGCCAAUAAUUAUUUAUACUCUUCGGUACCUGACAAUCAGCAGAACAUGUGGACGAAUCCAAUAGCACACCAAGAGGCUUUUGAUUUACUUUUUCCCCCUGCUCCCACAACAAAUGACCAAGCAGGACAGCCUCAAGGACAACAGAUCCCUGAUGCAUUCGGAUUGACUCCCAUCCUUGAUCAAGUAACUCGGCUUGCUGACCACGGCUCUCACUUCGGUCAGUACUUUGCCGCUGGUGAUGAUCAGAACAAUACCGAGAACAAUCAAUUCAUUCAGAAUUAUGGUGCGUAA